CUCGACUUCCCGCAAAAAUGCUCAGGGUAAUCGUGCCCACGACAAUUGAACGAAUUGUCCUGCAGUCUCAUAGGUGUGUGCUUACAGGAUCAAAAUCAUCUAUUCUACUAUAAAUUUUGCUAAAAAAAUAUUAUUAAGUUUCUAAAGCGCACCUCAAAUUAGAACUAAAUAGAUGGACAAACUUUUUGUAUCGGUCUAAUGUAUAAGCAUCAAGUUCUUUUAUUAACAUACAAGAAGUUAAAUAAAGUAACAUUUUUUUAAACAGAAUUUAAUAUAAGUACACAAAUAUGGAAAUUGUUUUAGGCUUACGUAAAUCUUCUAUUUAAUCUAAUUAUAAAAUCCUUCUUUACAGGUGGUUUUUUAGAAGAUUUAACUACUUUUUAAGUGGAUAUUUAAAAUCUGUCUCUUAGCAAUUAAUUUUAAGAAAUAAUAUUAAAAAAAAUAAAUGUUAAAUAUCUACAAAUUUGAAUAAAACUGAGGAUAUAGAGCAAUCUGCGGGACAAAGAGAAUCUUUCUGCGCACUUCUAGAAUCAAUAAGACGUAUUAGCGCAAUUCGAAAAAGCUCAGUGGAAGAAAGAUUAUUUCAAAUCCCAUUGCGACGCGCUCAAAAUGCGAUCGUGAUCAUUCUAUGCAUCGCGCUACUUAAAAAAAAAGGGCAAAAAGCACGUCUCAUGGUGCGCGCGCGCUCCUCCCUACCACAAGAGUUCGCUUAGCAUAAUCCGUUGGACAAUUUUGAACGAAAGAAACGCGGCGGCGAGGGUAGAUACACGUGGAGAUCAUGUGCAUUAGAAGGGGAACGCGCGAGUGCAUGUCGUCGUGUGCGCGAUGAAGACAACGCUACGUAAAAUUCGCGCCAUUUCUACUGCGCAACCUGCACGGCGCGCCAAUCAGAUUUGAAUUCAAACCGUCCAGUGGCGGGGAGUAGCGGACCUCGUGGCUUCGUUCAAACGGAUACGAGCUGACUGGCUUCCACCGCCAGGAACGAUCCCACCAGAACCAGUUUGACCGUCGAACGGUGAGGACCGAGUCAAUUCGUUUUGGACGGAGCUCUGCUCGGCAUUGCACGAACCCGCGAAGAACGACCGUUCGAAGACCUCGAGGAAGAAACUUGACAGAAAAAUCGAAUAGAUUGGCGAAAUUUACACGAUCGAGGAUUCUCACCCGCUCUUCCGGAACACAUCCUAACGGAAGAACUCAAAGAGGCUCAACGCCUCUUGGUGAUCGCUUGUGGUGAUCAUAUUUGCUGAAACGUAGAAGCGCGCGGGUACGUACUUCGCACUGGAAAACGAAAGAUUCCUAGGAAUCCGCUUGCUCAACUACUACGCGUACGGUGGAAACACAACGAGUUCUCGAAAUGCUGGUAGCCUCGAUUUGUCACGAAAUCUACUACACGGUGUUGCCCAAUACGACGAUGGCCUCGCGAGUACCACGCUGCCUCUUCGGCCGGCCGAACUCGCGAGAGACAAUGGAGAUGCUCCAGGAGGCGUUAGACGCGGAGAGGAGCAAAUUCGCUAGGAGAUGGGGAGUGGACCCGUGCUCCGAGGAUAAGGAGAAUAAUUACCAGAGGCGGAACAACGAGAGGAACGACCGGUCGCCCGGUAAAAAGCGAAGUAAUCCAUAUUCAAGGCAGACCAGCAUUCACGAUUACUGGCGAGCUCGAAAAGUGUGCGAUGUGAACAAGAAGCCGCUGACGACCGCGAUAGACGUGUCGAAGCAAAAUGUGGAAUCGACGAAAACAACGAAGGCGACCGUGACGACGACAACAACGACAACGAUAACGAAGACCACGUAGAAGUUGAAGAUGUUGAAAUAAUCGCUUUAAUAUUCUCAGACCUCGUGCAUACGUGUGAUUUUUUCUCAUUUUACUGCAGUGGCGAGAAAACCGUCAUAUUAAUUUAAAUAUGCCAGGCGACAAAAGAUAAACUCGGAGGCAGUUUAAUUUAAAAUUACCAAAAAAAACUAAUAUAUUUUGCAUUUAGCAAAUUCUAUUAAAAUAUUAUUUAAAUACUAUUUUUGAAAUUGAAGGACGUAUUGCAUAAAGUCAAAAGACUAUCAAGUAAUGUAAGCAUGAAUAAAUUCUUAGGCGCGGGGUUUUAAUGAUUGUUUGCGUAAGCCAGGCUUCCUUUGCGCUACCAAAAUUUGUAUAUUUAUUCCUUGAUCGUUCGAAUAUUAUAUAUUAUUAUAGAUGAAUUAUUGAAAUAAUCCUGUUUAGAGUUAAUUACCACAGAUGUAUUAACUAAUUUUUGUAAAUAAUUUGUCAAGUGAUUUAUGGAGGUUUGAGUCGAUUCACCGUUGUAAGAACCGUGAUUGUGAACUAAAGUGCCUGAAUAAUUGAUAAACUAUCACCGCCUUAAAGCGACUUACUAUAAUAACGUGACUUUUAGCUCUGAAUAUUAAAAAUUUUCUCACGGCGGCGACGAUCCAUCGAUAGCCUGAAACUGUUGGUACCAUGAUAAAACCAACGAUGCAGCGCCUCCAAAGAUUAAUUGAUUACAAACGUCAAUUUUCCAACUCCGCAACUCUCGUUGCACGAGAGAGAAAGGAGAAUGUCCUAUGUAUAUGUUGUUUUUAGGCUUAAGGGAGAAAGUUCUCUAGUCAUCUAGUCAUUUAAGCUAGUAAUAAACUAUUGUGCUUUCAUUCCUAUC
Messenger RNA from Monomorium pharaonis (pharaoh ant), 2645 nucleotides. RefSeq lists its product as uncharacterized. The record is from RefSeq and is a predicted model, not a curated record. NCBI's taxonomy places the organism in Eukaryota, Metazoa, Arthropoda, Insecta, Hymenoptera, Formicidae. Bases 1355 to 1792 code for a protein of 145 amino acids. The transcript is spliced from 2 exons.